AUGACACUGGAGGUUGGUGAAGGACGAGAUGAAUGGGAUUCAGAUGAGGAUGAGCCAACUUUGGCAUUAGCAGAUAGAUAUGGAAAAGACGGGGAUAAAACUAUCAAAAAUUGGAAAGUAGCUGUAGAGCAGGAUAGAGCAACUGAAGAUCGAUUGAUGAACAGUGUGCAGGUUUAUGAAGAAUUAGCAUCAAUGCGCCAAGAUGUUGAUGAGGACACUGAGGUCACACUUGCAUAUUCCAAUGUCAGACAGGAUUUAGAUCAACAUAGGCAAAGCAUGCACCCAGGAUACUAUUUUGUUGGUGACAAUGUAGACAUGAGAACAAAAAUUAACCUAGGUGUAUUGAUGAAAUAUGAGCAGUAUAAUGAAGAUAUGACAGACAUCUGUGAAUUCCUUCACACUCUCAUUCUUGGACAUGAUUCAACGGACGAUUGGCAAAAAAACCCAGACAAAGUUCUAAGUGGAGGUGACUAUCUCACAUUUGUGAUAUGGUCACAACUCUACAACACCAACUCUGCUCGCAGCCAAGGAACUUUGUAUGCUGCACGAACUACUUUAAACGCUAGGAAUGUCACUCAACACUCGUCACAGGACUUUUAUGCAUGUUCCGACCUGGUAGAGAAAGUUACAAUAGCUUAUAUUGUGACUGGUGGUCUUUGGUACUUUGGCAUGAGUUCUCUGAACUCUGUGCCAACAAAAAAUGUGUAUGACGGUCCCAUUGGUGACAAAAAAGAAAUGUGUGCACACAUUUUAUUCCAUGCAUCUGAAUUUGCAAAGCAGUACUGUGUUCCGGAUACACCACUUUUGCCAGAGUAUGAAUACAAGCGACCAAAAUCACUAAGAGAACAUGAGACCGAGGUCCAUGGUCACCCAGACCCUUUAUAUGGAAAUACCCGGGUUACCGAAAUUACAACAUGUGUAUCGGACGAUGGGGUACACAACUACACAAGAUUAAUGCUAAAUUUGGGACAGUUGAGAAUGAACCACAAUGAUGCUAUUCGUAUGGGAGAUGGUGAGCGUAUAAUGCGAAUAAACCAGUUCCUUGUUUUGUUUUACAAGGCUUGUAAUUGUCCCAAAUAUGCAUAUGGAAUUUUGGAGACAAUAGCUCAAACAAAGGUCCUUUUGACUGAGAGAAUGGCAUGUAGACUAACAUGGAACCGAACAGUUAAUCACAGAGGAGAAUGCGAUUCAAAUCAUCCAAAUGAUUUAGACUUGGAACAUUGCAACAAAGUUUUCAAGGAUGAAGCACACAGUUUUAGAGGUACUUUUACUGAGAAAACAGUGUCCAGAGUAAGGCGUAGUGCACUGUCAUUACAAUCUGCAUAUCAACAACUGGACCUUUUCUCCAUACUACCUGGAAGACUGCAUGAUAGUUCAUUUCAAAUGUCUAAAAGUCCUCUAUCCCUACUAGACAUGGAUGAAGUGCGCAACUGGAUAUCAGCUUCUCUUGUGGACUAUAAACGGACACAUGGAUAAAAAGAAUGUAAUAUAUAGGCAUCAGUCUUCAUUUGAUGAGUAGUUUACGACUGGUUUUGUAGAAAGAUAUUUGAUAAAUUCACUGUCAUCAGACAUACCAUCAUCUGA
Ostrea edulis (European flat oyster) is the source of this 1584-nucleotide messenger RNA. RefSeq lists its product as uncharacterized. The transcript is spliced from 6 exons. The record is from RefSeq and is a predicted model, not a curated record. The coding region runs from base 1 to 1476 and encodes 491 amino acids. NCBI's taxonomy places the organism in Eukaryota, Metazoa, Mollusca, Bivalvia, Ostreida, Ostreidae.